AUGGCAUCUGGUGGCAGAGGCGGCAGCAGUAGGAACCAGAUUGUUGGCAAUGGGAUUAUAGCAGAACCGGGCAGUGAGAAUGUUGGGAUACGGAACUCUUUCAAUGGACCAGGUCAAGCUGGUCUCAACGUUUCUGGCAAUAGAGUUGUUGCACGUGAACGCGCCAGGAAUGUUGGGAUCCAAGGAGUUGGCAACAACAACACCAGACCUGACGAAGGCUCCAGCUGGUGUGUGUUCGAUGUUGCUGUAAUGUUUCAAAAGUUAGUAAUGGAAGAUGUAAUUCUAGAAGUGACUGAGAUAGUAGAAAAGCAAGAAAGCAAAAGUCGUCCUUCUGGUCUUAAUACAGUCAAUCUUCUGAAGCUUGCUUCAAGUGCACUAGGCUUUGGACCCCAAAUGGCUAUGCAAGUUGCUGAACGCUUGUAUACUCAAGGGACAUUUGCUAAUUACCCAACAUGGGGCACACUUGGUGCCCAAGUAAAUAACCCAACAUGGGGUAGUUAUGUUCAGAGGCUGCUUGCUGAUGGUUAUCAAAAGCCACGAUCCGGGACAGAUGUAGGUGACCAUCCUCCUGUUACUCCAUUGAGGUCUGCAACUGAGGACAUGCUAGGAAAUGAUGCUUGGAGACUAUACGAGUACAUUUGUACACACUUCAUAGGGACUGUAUCUCCUGACUGCAAAUAUGUAAGGUAA
This is a messenger RNA of Prunus armeniaca (apricot), 690 nucleotides long. The record is from the annotation of a GenBank genome assembly. Lineage: Eukaryota; Viridiplantae; Streptophyta; Magnoliopsida; Rosales; Rosaceae.